GCAUUCCCGCGGUCGUAGGUGACGAGCGCCGGGGCUUUCGUUCAGAUGCGUUUCUCGAUUCUGACGUCGCCGGGCCGGUCGGUCCGGCCGAUCCUCGCAAAUCACCCUUCUCCGACCUUAGCGAAUAUUGAUUUUGCGAGUUUCGAGGUUUCUGGAGCAAGCCCGACGCCCCGGCGACGCAGGCGCCGACGGUGACGCUGGCAGCAUGGCGUAGCCGCUCGCUUGGACCACCGCCUGGGGCUGCCGCGACUUCCGCGUGCGAUCUCCCCUGCCAGGAUGCGAUCCGUUCGGCGGAAAUCGCGAUUCGCUCCGAGCCGAAGACCGAAGUGCCGCCGACAGUGAACACGCUCCCGGCGAGAUGAACGGCCACCAGGGACGCGUCGCCGCCACGUGCUUCUUACUCGUCGCGGCGAUCGCUCUUACGAGCGGUCAGCUAAUGUCAAAGGAGCAUCGAACGCACGCGGCUUCCGAAAGAGCGAAUGACUUGUGGUGCUAUCAGUGCGAUACCAUGGAAGACGGCGACAAAUGCUCCAAUCUAACUAGCAAUACCACCUCCUUCCAGCAUAAGUGCUUGGACGACAAAAGGAUUUGCAUGGUAAAACGUUUCUCCUACACGACCAGCACCGAGAACUCGACCUCCAUGCCGCAAACAUGGUCCUUGGAAAGGAACUGCACGAACAAAUGCGACCCGGGAUGCAUCGUGAUCGGCGAACGCACGAAGCUGUAUGCCUGCACCGCCUGUUGCGAGACGCAUCUAUGCAAUACCGGUACCGGUACUGCCAACGACCUAACGAUCAAAGAAAUCGACCUCCUGCUGGCCCUCACGCUCCAAGUUGUCCUGACCGUUAUCAUGUAUCCAUCGUGACAGUGUUAAUAAAGACUCUAGUUACAAUUUA
This is a messenger RNA of Dinoponera quadriceps, 896 nucleotides long. RefSeq lists its product as uncharacterized. The coding region runs from base 359 to 865 and encodes 168 amino acids. NCBI's taxonomy places the organism in Eukaryota, Metazoa, Arthropoda, Insecta, Hymenoptera, Formicidae. The record is from RefSeq and is a predicted model, not a curated record. The transcript has 3 exons.